CUUAUCGCAACGGCACUCCAUCGCUUCAUCUUAUCCCUCUUCUCCCCGCCUCCUCCCGCCGCCGCCGCUACCUCCCGAGGCCAAGCCGAAAUCCCCAUGGCUUCCACCACCCUCUCCUCCGCCUUCACCCUCCUCUCCCGCCCCUCCUCCUCCUCCUCGUCCCCCUCCGCUUCGCUCCCGAGGCCCUCCCUCGCCGUGCCGCGCCGCCGCCGCGCCGUCGCCGUCGCGUCCACCGCCACCGAGUCCCCCAAGGUCGUGGAGCUCGGGGAUGCCAUCGCCGGGCUGACGCUCGAGGAGGCCCGCAGCCUCGUCGACCACCUCCAGGAGCGCCUCGGCGUCACCGCGGCCGCCUUCGCGCCCGCCGCCGUCGUAGCGGCGCCGGGCGCGGGCGGCGCGGGGGCCGGCGCGGAGGAGGCGGCCCCCGCCGAGAAGACGGAGUUCGACGUCGUCAUCGAGGAGGUGCCCAGCAGCGCGCGUAUCGCCACCAUCAAGGUGGUGCGCGCGCUCACCAGCCUCGCGCUCAAGGAGGCAAAGGACCUCAUCGAGGGGCUCCCCAAGAAGCUCAAGGAGGCCGUGAGCAAGGAUGAGGCUGAGGACGCCAAGAAGCAGCUCGAGGAGGUCGGCGCCAAGGUGUCCAUCGUGUGACACUAGGUAUACUAGGACCCAUCAUGUUUUUUCCAUUACCUUUUCUUUGCAUCCCAAUCUUUUGUAUCUCUUGUUACAUGCAAGGAAUUGCUGCUCGAUAUGAGAUGUUUAUAUGCGUGGAUUCUCUAGUUCAUAUUUGUAUGUUGUAUUAAUGUAUUCUACCUUGAGUUAACACUGAAUGCUGCAUGCUCUAAACUGGUAAUGUAGAUUUGUGAUAUUAGUGCUA
Molecule: messenger RNA, 871 nt
Organism: Phragmites australis (common reed)
Lineage: Eukaryota; Viridiplantae; Streptophyta; Magnoliopsida; Poales; Poaceae
Product: large ribosomal subunit protein bL12c-like
Exons: 1
Coding region: 97-645 (182 amino acids)
Biological process (GO): translation
Cellular component (GO): ribosome
Molecular function (GO): structural constituent of ribosome
Source: RefSeq, a predicted model, not a curated record